Molecule: messenger RNA, 5273 nt
Organism: Neoarius graeffei (lesser salmon catfish)
Lineage: Eukaryota; Metazoa; Chordata; Actinopteri; Siluriformes; Ariidae
Gene: diaph3
Product: diaphanous-related formin 3
Exons: 28
Coding region: 346-3870 (1174 amino acids)
Biological process (GO): actin filament polymerization; actin cytoskeleton organization
Cellular component (GO): cytoplasm; actin filament
Molecular function (GO): small GTPase binding; actin binding; microtubule binding
Source: RefSeq, a predicted model, not a curated record
GCUUUUCAGACGCUGCGGAUUUCUCCCUGGUUACAGUUCGGCUCGGCUUUUUUAUUUAUUUGCUGGGCUCGGUCUGAGCUUUCACAACCGUUCUGCCAUAACUCUGCAUAUUUUGGUACCGAACACGUGAGUAGUAUUGUGAAAAAGGGGUGAAGUGUUAUGUGUAUAUACAAACAAGCAAACUAGAAAUUGGAUUAACGGUAGUUUCUCUCAGCUAUGCUAAGCUAAGCUAAGCUGUGAGUGAGCUAGCCUGGUUCGAGUGUUGUAGGCAGAAGCGAUAGAGACUCUGUGACUGAGUGAAUAUUGUAGUUAGUUGUAGAAUCAGACAGUUAUACAGGAGGCGUCAUGGACAGCCACCAGCAGCACCGCUAUGAGUCCUCCGGUCAGGGAAGAGAGAACAAACCGCAGCGGAAAAAGGCUUUGGGUGGAGCCGGACCUGGACCGUGUCCACUCUGGGCAAACGAAGAAGCAGAGAAAAAGUCCAAAUUUCCUUUAAACAUCAGAACACUUACUGAUGAUGUGCUGGACCGGUUUGCAAGUAUUCGAAUCCCGGGCAGUAAGAAGGAGAGGGCACACCUUUCCCACAUGACCAAGCAGUCCUCCAAUGAUUGGUCCACGUCUUCUGAGUUUGAGGACCUGUCCUCCAGGAUCACUUCAGAGAAAGAGAUUCUUGCUCUUUUUGAGAAAAUGAUGGAGGAUAUGAACUUGAAUGAAGAUAAGAGAGCUCCACUCCGAGAGAAGGACCUGAGCACAAAGAGAGAGAUGGUCCUUCAGUAUAUCGUUACAGCAGCUAAAACUGGCAGUCUGAAGAGCAGCCGCCAUCAGAUAUCUCCUCAGGAGUUUCUCAGUGAACUGAAAAGUGGAGCGACUGAUGAGAGGCUGUUUGCCUGCCUAGACUCCCUCAGAGUCUCUCUCACCAGCAAUCCAGUCAGCUGGGUGCAGAGUUUCGGUCAUGAAGGCCUCGGACUUCUGCUGGAUAUACUGGAGAAGCUGCUGCACAAAAAACACCAAGAGAAGGUCGAUAAGAGGAGUCAGCACAAAGUGAUCCAGUGCCUAAAGGCUUUCAUGAACAACAAGUAUGGACUGGAGCGGAUCUUCGGGGAAGAGAAGAGCUUGGCACUGCUGGCCCGAGCGAUGGAUCCUCAUCAACCUGCCAUGAUGACUGACGUCGUCAAGCUGCUCUCUGCCAUCUGCAUUGUGGGAGAGGAAAACACCUUGGAGAAGGUGCUUGAAGCGAUCACCAGUGCAGGGGAGAGGAAGGAGACCAGGCGCUUCAGCCCGAUAGUCCAGGGUCUCACUGACCGCUCCGUCCAGCUCCAGGUGGCUUGUAUGCAGCUCAUCAACGCUCUCGUUACGUCUCCUGAUGAGUUGGACUUCAGGCUGCAUAUCCGAAAUGAGUUCAUGCGCUGUGGCCUGCGAGAGAUAUUGCCGACUCUGGGUACGAUCAGAAACGAGGCUCUGGACAUCCAGCUGAAGGUGUUUGAGGAGCAUAAAGAGGAGGACAUGAUGGAGUUUUCCCAUCGCCUGGAGGACAUUAAGAGUGAAUUUGAUGAUGUGGGAGACGUGUUUAACACGGUGCACAGCCUGGUGAAGGACACGGCCGCUGAGAUGCAUUUCCUCUCCAUCCUGCAGCACCUGAUGCUCAUCAGGAAUGACUAUUUUGUACGGCCUCAGUACUUUAAGAUCAUCGAGGAAUGUGUGUCUCAGAUCAUACUGCAUCGCAAUGGAACAGACCCGGAUUUCUCCUACCGCAAGCGUUUGGAUGUGGAUUUCUCUCACCUUCUAGAGGUGUGUGUGGAUAAGGCACGGGUGGAUGAAUACGAGCAGAGGGCUUUGGAGUUGGCGCAGAAAUUUGAUGAAGAGAUCAUGGGGAGACAGGAGGCCUUGGCCGAGCUUCUGAAGAAGGAAGAGAAAAUCAGUGAGCUCGAGGCAGAGGUACAGGCCUUCAGAUCUCAGUUCGGGACAGCUCCAGCGGGCAUACCGACAGGGCAGUCGGUCACAGCCGUGUCAGGGCCGUCUCCUCCACCCCCUCCUCCUGGGGCUCCUCCUCCACCACCUCCUCCACCACCUCUGCCAGGCUGUGCUGCCAUGCCUGGAGUGCCUCCUCCUUUUGGUGCCCCUCCUCCCCCUCCUCCUCCAGGCCUGGGGGGCCUUGUGUCCUCCCCCACCCGGUAUGUGCUGCCAUUUGGCCUUCAGCCCAAAAAAGAGUUCAAGCCUGAGAACAUCAUGAAACGCCUCAACUGGUCCAAGAUCCAUCCUCAGAAAAUGACAGAGAGCUGUUUUUGGGUUGUCGCCAAUGAGGUUCGCUAUGAGGACGAGGAACUCUUCGGCCGUCUGGCUCUCACCUUCGGCUCUCAGAGACCCGGCCGGCGAGAUGGGGAGGAGCUUGAGGAGAAGACGUUCAUUAAGAAGAGAAUCAAAGAGCUGAAAGUGCUGGAUCCUAAGAUCGCCCAGAACCUGUCUAUUUUCCUGGGUUCUUUCCGUUUGCCUUACGAGGAGAUCAGGAGGAUUAUUGUAGAGGUAGAUGAGGAGCAGCUAACAGAGCCUAUGAUCCAGAAUCUGGUGAAGCACCUUCCUGAGCAGGAGCAUCUGAAUGCGUUGGCCAAGCAUAAACACGAGUAUGCCAGUCUGUCUGAACCUGAACAGUUUGGGGUUGUGAUGAGCGUUGUAAAGCGCCUGCGGCCGAGGCUGAACUCCAUCCUGUUUAAGCUGCAGUUUGAGGAACAGGUGAGUCACUUGAGGCCGGACAUGCUGGCGGUGAGUGCGGCGUGCGAGGAUGUGAAGAAAAGUAAAGCCUUCAGCAAGCUGCUGGAACUUGUGCUGCUCAUGGGAAACUACAUGAAUGCUGGCUCUCGCAACGCCCAGUCCUACGGCUUUGACCUCAGCUCCCUCUGUAAGUUGAAAGACACCAAGUCAGCCGAUCAGGCAUCCACGCUGCUUCACUUCCUCGCUGAGGUGUGCGAGGAGAAAUUCCCGGACGUUCUCAGAUUUGUUGAUGACUUGCAACACGUUGACAGAGCCAGUCGAGUCUCGGCGGAGAACCUGGAGAAGAGUUUGAAGCAGAUGGAGAAGCAGCUGCUGCAGCUGGAGAAAGAUCUGGACACCUUCAGCUCCCCUGACAACCAAGAGGACAUGUUCUACAGCAAGAUGGCCAGCUUCUCCACUCAGGCAAGAGAACAGUACCAGAAACUGGUCAUCAUGCACAACAACAUGAACACGCUGUUCCAGAACAUGGUGGAGUACUUCACCAUCGACCCCAAGAAGACCUCCGUGGAUGAACUCUUCACAGACCUGAGUAACUUCAGAGCCAUGUUUAUGCAAGCGCUGAAGGAGAACGGGAAGAGGCGGGAGGCAGAGGAGAAGCAGAGGAGAGCAAGGGCUGCGAAAGAGAAGGCCGAACACGAGAAGCAGGAACGACAACAGAGGAAGAAGAGGUUGCUGGAGGUCAAUGCAGAAAAAGAUGAGACUGGAGUGAUGGACAGUCUGCUGGAAGCGUUGCAAUCCGGAGCUGCUUUCAGAGACCGAAGGAAGAGAGCACCCAGGCCCCGAGAUGAAGCAAGUCAAAUGGUCAGCCAAAGGCCAGUUCUGAAAGACUGCAACCAUGAAAACACAAAGGUACCUCUGCAAAGGUCACGGUCUCGGCAGAAUAUCAAUUUCAGCUCGGCGCGAGCCCCCACUUCCAAGGAGGCUCAUUAUGAGAGCGAAGCCCAUUCAUCUGCGGCACGGAGAUCGGCGCACCGCCCAGAGAGGGAGCCGGAAAAGGAGCGAGCGAGAGAGCGAGAGAGUGAGAAGGAAAAAUCUCCCUCCAGCUGCUCAGCUCACGGAGAGACUGACGUGGAGGCUCUUCUAGCCCGGCUCCGCGCCUUGUGAUAACCUCACCUCCAUUACCCCAAGCUCCUUUAACUUUUCCAUUCCAUACACACCCAAUGUCAUGCUAAUGUCUACAGUCAAGUGCGAGCACACAAACAGAAGGAAAGUCUCGACCGGUAACCUUUCUGUUCACGUCUCUAUACACUGGCAUUGACUAAACAGUUCCGUUCAGGAUGUUUGAUCGUUCGUCUGCACGAUUAUUCUCUACAGUGCUAAGCAGAAAACGGUAUUUAAAUGCUACAGCACCUUGCCUUAUCUUAAAUACAUGCGUGCGCUUUGGAUACCUUUUAUUCCUUUAUUCUAUGCAAACUCGUUAAAUGUAUUUUCAAAAAUAGUCACAGCAAUUUUUGGAGAAUUGUUUCUUUCAUCUUAUCUUCGAAUUGUGUCAUGAUGAUCGUGAGCCAAGAGUCACGGUAAUCUGAGAUAUUGAUAACGCAUCUGACUAUAAUUAUUCAUGAGAGAGAUCAGCUCUGCAAAUUAAAAAUAGAGUUUUAUGCAUUCAAUGCAUAAAAUUAAACCAGGUAACGGGUGCUUUUUCUGCUAACCUCCGCCAUUUUCUUAAUAACCUGUUAAAUUCCACGUAAUCAUCCUUCGACACUUGCUCAGGACCAGAAAGCAAUUUUAGAAAAACCUUGAGCAAGUCAUGUUGAGUGAUGAGAUUUUUAAUGAAAUCUUUUUUACCUUUUCCACAUUUUCUCCUAAUGCAGUAAUUACUAGUUCCGCACACACUACCGAGUAUCUUAUAGAAGCGAGCCAGCCUGAGAGUGUGAGGGCUCGCGAUUUCAUCAAACUGCUACGUGUACAGUGUAACUGCGAUGAUGAUGAUGAUUGCGUUUUUUGUUUUUUUUGUUUUUUUGUAUACAUGAGUGCAUACACACUAAAGUCUGAUCAGCAGAGGAGAAAGAAUUGCCCCCACUCCGAACGAGAAAGCAGGCAAUUAUUUAUUUUCUUCCAGUCUCCAGGCCACGGAUGGAUACAGCGUCGUCUCAGCUGUCGAUUACACUUUAUACAACGUGACUUUUGUCAACGUAUGACAUGCUAAUUAUGAUAUUAUUCCAAAUACGUUUGUAUUGCCGGAUCCUAACAUAUGCAUGUUCGUCAUUGUGUGUGCGUGCUAAUAUAUUAGCUGCCGUAAAAGAUUAGCUCUUAUUACACAAACACUCCGCAUUUACUCAGUCUCUCUUAAUCUUUGAUCCGUGUUUUAUUGUGCCGUCUCUUCUUCUGUUCUGUGAGUGAAUGGUAUUAUCUUGUCUUUUCUUGAUUUAAUAAUAAUCUCGUGCAGUAUUAUCUUUAAAUUGAACAUGACACCAAUUUAAAAAAAAAAAAAAUUAUGAUCCGGAUAUUCUCUUAAAUUUAUUAAAAGCCUUGUACGUCCUUUCUAAAUUUUUUAUAUUGUUACACAA